ACAAAAAAUGACUCUGAAGAAUAUGUUAAUGAUAUAUAUGAGGAGAAAAAACGUGUGUGGCACAUCAUCUUGAGAGGAGAAACAUUAUUGUACUUAAAGAGUAGAAUAAGUUUUCUAUUGACAUUACAUGUGAACAAAUCUGAUUGUUUAAAGCUCCUGAAGCAGCUCUCAUUCAAUGUACAUCACACUUACAGAAAGUUAUUUUAUACACAAAGUUUAUUUGAAAAAUAACUUCUGUAAGUAGAUGUAUUGAAGUAGGGUCUUUUACAGCAAAGCCGUGAUCACAUUCACACCUAGAAGCUGCCAAGUGCAGCCACAGUCUGACUCUCACCAAGCAGCACCACUGGAGCUGUUAGGUCAGGGUUAAGGUUUUUGCUCAAGGGCACCAGGCCUACUCUCUAAUCUUUGACUGACUUGGGAAGAAUAAUCUAAAUGUUUCAAUACAGAGAGAAAGAAACAUACAGAGUGAAGAUAUUCUUACAAAGGACUGAAUAUGAAAUGAGUCAUCUGUAUGGGAGAGUGCUCACUGACCCUGGAAAGGUCUGAGGUUUAGCAAAGUGUUGAAUGAGUAAGAAAACCUUCAUUAUGGUAUGGGCACAGAUAGGAGAAAAAAAAAAAAAAAUCAAACCUACCGAUGUGUUUAAAGAUAACCAGGAGUGAAGGUUUGUUUCUUCAGUCGAGUUUCAAAAUCAAUAUUUGGCACAGUCCUGUUUGAUGGAUUUAUCUCUCUGAAUAACUCUCACCCAUUUGACUGCAUAUAUAUUUUACAGUGCAGUGUGGGGGCAUGCGUCCAAAUAAGCUUUUUUAUCCUUUGUUUUUAUUUGUUUUGUUUUACUUUAAUUUAUAUUUUACUAUUAUACUAUGAUAGUUGUAGGUUAACAAACAUGGCAGCUGUAAUUUUAGAGCCAUAGAGAUUAUAUUUCAUUAAAAUGAUUAAAUGGUGUUAUAAAUUCAAGUCACAGUUAACAUCUGUGCUCUGUUAACGGCUGAAAUCUUGAUAUAGCUUGACAUAAGAUAAUAAUUUUGGUUCAGCAGGAUACAGCUGACCUCAUUAGUCUCUGUAUGUUCACCAGGCGUUUUGUGGCUCCUGUGAAACUAGCGGCAGGAACUGAGUCAGCCUGACAUCAUCACAUUAAUCUAUAUUUUGCAGCUUAAUCUGAAUUGUGCAGACAAUAAAAUGAGUAGUAAUAUAUAAAUAAAUUCAAAAGACUGCUGCCAUGGGAAAAUUAUUGUAUGUCAGCACUGGCACAUGAUCAUCCUGCAAUUUGAAGUAAGUGCAUCCUCUCCUGCCAGUGGAUGGAGUUAAUUUAGCAAAAAUCAUUGUUGGCUUUGAUAGGCCUCAAACCCACAACAUUACUGUCAAAUCUACAACCAACUGAAUCAUAAGCUCACAUAAUUAAUUGCAGUUAUUCUAAUGGAAGAAAUUCUGUCAACUCAGCUCACAAAAGUAUAAUUUGUUUGAAGGAUUAAUGUAUUUAUUCCACAUUAUCAUGGUCUAAACAUGGUCUAAAUAAUAUAUAGCUGCAGUCCCUGCAGCCUGAAUUGAAGUACUGUAGAUUUUGAUAUUGGGAAAUAAAAACAUUAUAAUGAAAAUACGUAAUCAAACAAGUAAGAUAUACUAUGCAACCCAUUACUUCAGUGUUUCUGUGGCUAAACAAAUGCAUAUACAGGCAUUAAAGUGACAAGAUUCAGAAUAACGUCACAUGCUUCCCUGGGUAAAAACAGGUGUGUAACAGGUACAAUAUGAGGGCUGGGGAAAUGAAAAUGAAGCCUUAAGGCGCGGAAUAUGUGUGUCGUUGUUUUUCUCACCGCUUCUCUCUGUGAUGAGCUCCAGACGUAGUUCGGUGAAUUCGGUUUGCCGCCUUGACCAAUCAGAGCUCGGUGCGCGUUGCGUGCGAGGUGAGGCGGCGACCUGCAAUUGGCUGAGGUGGUUUUUUCCAAAGGGGCGUAUUUUUCAAGCCAUCUCGACUGAAUAUUUAGCCUCAUCCAAGGUACAUUAAUUUGAUAUCUUCGCGAUUUUGCUGUCCCCAAGUUUGUAACCAGCAUCGUUUGAAAGGUUUAAAGCACAGCAAUGAGACCGGGUCGAGUUUGUGUGUUUGACCGAAGUCACGGCGGAGAAGUGAAGUGCUGAAGAUGACGCUGUCGCUCCUGAAAUUACCGGCUAGCUAAGCUAACAGCUAGCAUGUCCGCCUUGGUUGUAGUCUGUCACUAGCUGACAUUUAGCUAGGUGCAGUUAUUCUGUUUGGCACUCGCACUGCGGAGGACGAUUUCACAAGGGAGCAGGUGUAAACUCCCAUGCGGAAAGUGAGGAGUCGGGAAUGUGAGACAGCUGUUCGCAGACUCAACAUGGGUAGGGGUCGAGGUAGAGGGAGAGGAAGGGGCAGGGGGGCGUCUGGACAGUUGCGGCCCCCCUCGCCCUACAGACUGCAGCUCUCUCCAUCCAGGGAGACUUUGACGUACGCUCAGGCACAGAAAAUAGUGGAAGUGGACCUAGACGGGAGGCUCCAUCGGAUCAACAUCACGGAUCCUCUGCCGGUUAUAACCGAGGACGAGAUGAUGGCCCAGGACAUUGCCGAGUGCAACAGCAACAAGGAGAACAGCGAGCAAACGCAGAGUAAAAGCAAAUCGUGGAGGAAACCCGCAAACAGUAAAAGCAGGAGGAGUGGUAAAAAUGCAUCUCACCAGAACCAGCGGUCCGGCUCCCAGCAGCACACAGGAGCUACGAAUUCCUUUCAGCACCCAUCCCACCAAAGCCCCCUGCCUGAGCCCAACUUCCGUCUGCUGAGGUCAGUCAGCCCUUCAGAGGCACCUCCUCUCCCGGCAGCGUACUACCGUUACAUAGAAAAGUCAGGGGAGGAGCAGGACAGUGUGGCUGAGUACGACAUGGACGAGGAGGACCUGGCCUGGCUGGAGAUGGUGAACCAAAAGAGGGUGUCCGACGGUCAUGCCUCUGUUUCUCCAGACACUUUUGAGCUGCUGAUCGAUCGUCUGGAGAGGGAGUCCAUCCUGGAGUCCCGUAGCCAGGCUCUGUCCCAGAGCGCAGUCGAUGAGGACGCCUUCUGCUGCGUCUGCCUGGAUGAUGAAUGCCUCAACAGCAACGUCAUCCUGUUCUGUGACAUCUGCAACCUGGCUGUCCACCAGGAGUGUUACGGCGUGCCCUACGUACCCGAGGGCCAGUGGCUGUGCCGCUGCUGCCUGCAGUCUCCCUCCCGUCCCGUAGACUGCGUGCUCUGUCCCAACCGAGGAGGUGCCUUCAAACAGACAAGUGAUGGACGCUGGGCCCACGUUGUCUGUGCCAUAUGGAUCCCGGAGGUGUGCUUUGCCAACACAGUGUUUUUGGAGCCAGUUGAGGGGGUCAAGAACAUCCCUCCUGCUCGCUGGAAGCUCACCUGCUACCUGUGCAAGCAGAAAGGCAGGGGAGCGUCCAUUCAGUGCCACAAAGCCAACUGUUACAGGGCCUUUCACGUCACCUGCGCCCAGAAGGCCGGCCUCUUCAUGAAGAUAGACCCGGUCCGCGAGACGGGCGUCAACGGUACCACCUUCUCUGUGAAGAAGACUGCUUUCUGUGAGCAUCACUCUCCUGUGGGGUUUCGGCGGGACGGGUCAGGAGACGAGUCGGUCGAAGGGAGACUGGUGGGCGGCAGAGGGAACCGGGGUCAGAGGUCAUAUACUCAAAGCACCCCCUCACCACCGAACAAGAAGACUACCAAAGGCCAGAAAAAGAAGAACACGAAAGGGUCUGGUGGUUCGACACGUCGCUCAAAUGUGCCUGUGCUGCUUGUGCCUCAGAUCCCCUCUCACAGGCUGAACAAGAUCUGCACAGGAGUCGAAGUCCAGAGAAAGAAUCAGUUCAUGCAGAGACUUCAUAACUACUGGUUACUCAAACGACAGUCACGAAAUGGGAUGCCUUUAAUACGCCGACUUCAUUCCCAUCUACAGGCCCACAGGACUGCAGAGCAGAAGGAGCCCGACGAGAAGCUGUGUGCUGCAAGAGAGGAGCUUCGAUACUGGCAGAAGUUGAGGCAAGACCUUGAAAGAGCCAGACUUUUGGUGGAGCUGAUCCGCAAGAGAGAGAGGCUAAAGAGAGAACAGAUGAAAAUUCAUCAGGCUGCUCUGGAGUUGAAGUUGACCCCAGCAUUGGUGCUGCUCCGAUCCACCUUGGACCAACUGCAGGAGAAGGACACGGCCAAAAUCUUCUCUCAGCCCGUCAAUCUUUCAGAGGUCCCAGAUUACUUGGAGUUUAUUUCCCAGCCCAUGGACUUCUCCACCAUGCGUACCAAACUGGAGGGACACGCCUACUGCUCCAUCGCCGACCUAGAGAGGGACUUUGACCUCAUGAUUUCCAACUGCCUCAAGUACAACUCCAAGGACACCAUGUUUCACAAGGCGGCUUUACAGCUGCGGGAGGUGGGUGGAGCCAUCCUCCGCCACGCCCACAGGCAGUCUCAGAGCAUCGGCCUGGACCCCAACACCGGCAUGCAUCUGCCAGAGGCUCCAAACAAGCAUGGCUUCUACCACUGUACAUGGGACGACGUCGACUCUCUGCUGGACCCAGAGAACAGACUGCACUUAACCACAGAGGAGCAGCUAAAGGCCUUACUGGAUAAACUGGACAUGGUUACAUCCAUGCGAACCAGCGGUGGCCGAACCAAACGCAUUAGGCUGCUGCGCCGCGAGAUCAACACUCUCAGACAGAAGAUGAACCAGCAGCAGCAAAACACUCAGUCUGUGAAUGGUAAUGACAAAGAGGAUGAAGGAAAAGAAGAAGAGGAAGAGGACGAGGAGGAAGAAGAGGAGGAGAAGGAAAAGAAAACGGAGACAAAAAAUAUUGUGGAUAAUGGACCUUUGACUACAGUGUCCAACUCUGGGACAGAUGACUCUCCACCUGUGCUGGAACUGACUUGCCCAGUGUCAUCACCGCUGCCGGGAGAUGCUCCUCUCGAGCCUCCUGUCCUGGGUAUCGCAACUGGGGGGCGAAGGUCACCCGGGCGCUCCUACAAGCGUCAGAGAUCAUCCCGCAGUGGGAGCAAAAGCCAAGGUGAAGAUGAGGCUGAAGUCGGUGAAACUCCGUCCUCACAACAGGAGGCUGUUCACGAGGUUACACCGCUGGGAACGCCCCCAGCUCUGCCUUUGGCCGGAGUCGGUCGCCGGACGUCAGUUCUGUUUAAGAAAGCUAAAAACGGAGCACGGAUGGCAAAGAACAAGUCCCCGCCACAACAGAAUGGAAAAACCAAUGGGUUGGAGAGCACCCCUGCUAGUCCAAAUUCACCAGGUGUGACCAACAUCACCACCUUACCUCCCACUCCAAACGCCUCCCCCGCACCUCCCUCUCCUUCUGCGCACCACCUGAGGUCCAGAGGCCUCAGCUCAGAAAGUGAAGCAGACAAACCACCCACAGAAGCAGGCCUGACAAAUGGAAAGCACACCACUGCAGACCAUGAUGACGAAGACCAAAAAUUAAACUGUAGCGUCUCCCCACCCAAACGUAGUCGGGGUAAACCUGCACUGGCCAAAGUCCCUAGCAAUGAGAAUGGAGACAUCUCUGGGUCUGGAAAGUCUACACUUCUGUCCUUAGAUAGCGAGACAGAGCUUGCACCACUGGACCUAGUCUGGGCCAAAUGCAGAGGAUAUCCGUCAUACCCAGCAAUGAUUGUUGACCCAGACAUGCCCCAGGAAGGGCUUCUUCACAACGGCAUCCCCAUUCCUGUGCCUCCUGUGGAGGUGCUUAAACUGGGCGAGUGGAGACAAACAGACGAAGGCAAAAAGCUCUUCUUAGUUCUCUUCUUUGACACCAAGAGAACUUGGCAAUGGCUCCCUCGUAACAAACUACUGCCGCUGGGGAUGGAUGACACUGUAGACAAACUGCGCUUAAUGGAAGGCAAGAAACCCAGCGUUCGCAAGUCUGUACACACUGCGUAUGACCGGGCCAUAGUACAUUUAAACCAUGUGAGAGGAAAUCUUAACUUCACUCCCUCCAAUUUUAUAUAAAUUUUAGUUGAAACAUUUUCUCAUCUUAAACAGGCUGCCUGGUUAUGUGUAUAGAAGCUUCAUCAAUGCUCUUAAAACGGUGGAAAAGUAAAUGAGAUUACCAAUAUUUGAUGAUAUUUGAAGGAUUUCUACGUAAAACUAAUGCUCUGGUUUUUAAAAAUGGAGGCAAAAAGUGCUUGAACACAUUUUUCUAGAUGACUUUGUUCAUUUAUUCACAUACUUUUUUUUUUUUUAAAAAAAGGUUUUACACAACCACUGUUGCUAUGUGUUCAUAUAAAGAUUUUAUUUUAGGCCAAAGUGAGUCAAGACUUAAGUGAGACAAGUGUAAAUAUUUAAUCAUCAAAGGGAUUGUCUUGAUUCAAAACAUAUUUAGAUUGUAUUUGCCAUAGAAAUGUCACUGUGUUUUAUGAAGUGUGAAAGUCCCACUUAAUGUUCACGUCAUAUCUGGACUUUGGCUUCUACGGCUAUGGAUGAAAAUUAAGAUUUUGCUGUCAAAAAUGUCCUUAACGAUUCUCCAAAUAGAUGCAAAAGGCACCAAACUAAAAAACAAAGACCACUGUGUAGCUUAUGCUGCUUAAACCUGCAGAAGCGGCGUACUCUGCUGCUCCAGACAUACGUCAUUCAAAAGUGAUCCUGCUGUCCUUGCAAAUUACAGUUUUUUCUUCUUAAACUUAAAAAAACGGUCACCUAUAUUUCUAACUUUCCUCCAAUUGGAUCACACAGUAUCAAGCCUUUUACUUAGUAUUGAAGCAGAGUAUUAUUCAAAAACAAUAUGACAAAAUUGCUAAAGCUGGCUCUGACACUGAAUUUAAACCUAAACCUGCUUUGGAUGUGUACACAUUUUAUUCAGCAGCUCUGAGAAGUGCUCUGUAGAUUCAAUAGAGAGCAAGAGCAAAUCGAAUGAUUAGAAAUACAGAUAACUUUUGGUCAAAUGGCUGCAAACACUCUUGAACUUUUAGUCCAGCUCUGACGUGUUGUGGGUGGGACUUGAGAGGUUUUUACUUAUUUUUCCAUAUUGUGAAACUGUAUUAUGAUAGAAUGUUUGAGUACCCGGUGCAGCUACAAUGUGACGCCACUACAGAGGUGAAGCUGAUUAUUUUGUGGUUAUUAUGUCUACUGCAAUCACUCACUGAAGUACUUGCAAUUGUUUGCAAAUCCGGCUGAAAUGACUUGAAAAGCACAAUCGGUCUGUUGAGAGAAAAAAAAACUUGUAGGGGAUUGGUGACUUCUGGAGCCAUAUGUGUGGCAAAAACUUUGUGUGUGUGUGUGUGUGUGUGUGUACAGUAUAUACAUAUAUGUAUACAACCUCAGUGUAGUACAGGUGCAUGUGUAUAGUUUUGUAAAUAUGUAAAUGUAUGUUUAUAUUGGCUUACAUGAAGUAAUUUAAGGAAUGCAAAAAUCAAAUUUAGAUUUUAAUUUAUAAUUUGUGGCAGUCGAGAGUGUUAUUUAAAAAAAAAAGUAAAAUAUUGAAAAGAUUUAUGUAUGAUGCUACGUAGCUCUUUGUAAUAGUGAUGGUAUUCACCAACAUGUCAGAACAUAUUCUCUAGAAGUGAGGUGGCACAAGACCUGAGCUCUGUGGGCAACAGUGACUGCACUUGCCUACAAGAGUUUCUUUUUUUUGUUUUGUUUUACUUGGUGGCACGGGAGAUUUUUGAUCUUGUCAUUUGAAUUGUACUGCAAGAUCUGUAAAUCUGCCUGAGACAAUAUUUUCUCAUACAGGAAUAAAUGCUGUUUGAAACAA
Molecule: messenger RNA, 7729 nt
Organism: Lates calcarifer (barramundi perch)
Lineage: Eukaryota; Metazoa; Chordata; Actinopteri; Centropomidae
Product: bromodomain and PHD finger-containing protein 3-like
Biological process (GO): regulation of transcription by RNA polymerase II
Cellular component (GO): MOZ/MORF histone acetyltransferase complex
Molecular function (GO): protein binding
Source: RefSeq, a predicted model, not a curated record